AUGAAGAAAAUAGAAGAGGUAAUAGGAGAACGGCAAGUACUUUCAGUGGUUUUAAUGAAUUCAUUCAUUGUAUGGGAAUGUAGGAGAUCCCCUAGAGCGAUUCCUUUUUCAAAUGGAGAAAUAAUAGAGCCGAUGAGGGUUACAUUGAAGAACAUGAGCUCAUCGGACCAUAAUGUUCUGUUUUUGGAUACUUCUAGGGAAAAAAUCAAUAGAAAUGGUCGAUUCAUAUUCAACAAUGGUUGGGUUACUAUAGAAGGGAUUGAAGAGGCUGUGGAAUCUGGGUGGGAAUUGCAGUGUGAAGGAACUCCUAUGUUCAAG
This is a messenger RNA of Striga asiatica, 318 nucleotides long. NCBI's taxonomy places the organism in Eukaryota, Viridiplantae, Streptophyta, Magnoliopsida, Lamiales, Orobanchaceae. The record is from the annotation of a GenBank genome assembly.